AUGGCGGUGCCACCCCAGCCAGCCCCACGGGCAGCGCCACCACCAGCCCUGCGGGCACCUCCUGGGCCAGCCCUGCCCGUGGCUCCACUGCCUCCAGCAGAGUUUGUCAGCGUCCUGAUCUCGGAAGCACUGUCUCUCACUGCUUCGCCCAGGUUGCCAGGCCAUACAAUCGACAGCUGCGAACAGGUGCUGCAGAACUUGUCCCUGAGCUGCAGCCUGGGCUCGGUGCUGGAUGAGCGUGGGGGCUGUGUCCAGCUGUGCCUGGCUGAGGUUGCCAGUGGCCUGAGGAACCUGAUGGCCCACGCCACUGACCAUGUCACUUACUGGACCCACCGCACCUUCAUAGCCAAGCAGCUUGGCCUCAUCUAGGUCUACCUACCCAAUGGCAGCUGGCUGGAGGAGCCAUUCCUGCACAUUCAGAGCAUAGUGCUGGCUACCCCAUGGCUGGGGGAUAAGAGGGGCUUCCUGGGAAUGGCUUUCCACCCCAAGCACAAGGAAAAUGGGGAGGUUUAUAUCUGUUACUCAUACAUGGCUAAGAACUGAGUGGAAAAGAUCAGGAUCAGUGAAUUGAAGGUUUUGGCAUCUGAUGCCAACAAAGCUGACCCAAGCUCUGAAUGCGUUCUCCUGGAGCUUGAGGAACCAGCUGCAAAUCACAACAGUGGGCCACUGCUCUUUGGUGUGGAUGGCUAUUUGUAUGUAUUUACAGGGGAUGGAGGGAAAGCUGGAGACCCUUUUGGAAAAUUUGGGAACGCUCAGAACAAGAGCACUUUGUUGGGGAAAGUGUUGAGGAUUGAUGUGGAUAGAAGAAGCCCUGAUGGGAAGCCUUACUAUAUCCCUCCUAAUAAUCCAUUCAUGUCUGAUCCUAAAGCCUGCCCAGAGGUUUAUGGCUAUGGGGUCAGGAAUAUGUCUCUGUGGAAUCUGAUAAUUCACUUAUUUGCAUAUGGCUGCAGUGCGGGCAGUUCAGUUACUGGAGGCUUUGUCUACAGGGGAUGUGAAUCACCCAACUUGAAUGGCCUUUAUAUUUUUGGUGAUUUCUUGAAUGGUAACAGAAUACGCCUUGCCUUGCAAGCUGGAAUACAGGAAGAUGAGAAGACAAAUGAAUAGAAGAAGCAGGAUAUCUGCGUUGGCUGCACAGCAGCUUGUGCUUUCCCUCGAAUGAUCAGUUCCUAAAGCAAAUUCAUCAUCUCAUUUGCUGAGGAUGAAGCAGGUGAACUGUAUUUUAUGUCUACUUCUUAUCCCAGUGCCUAUACAGCACGUGGAUCACUCUACAAGCUGAUUGAUCCUGCAGGGAGAGCUCCACCAGGGAAGUGUAAAUACAAACCUGUUCCAAUGAAAACAAAGAGCACAAUACUAUUUCUUCCACGAGCAAAGACUGUCCUUGAGUUGCUAAAUGAACCUUCAACAACCAUGCCUUCAAAAAAACCUUCUACCCUCACUGCAGCCACCCCAAGAGUUUCUUCUAAGAAAGCAAAAAAAAAACGAUCCACCAAAAUAAAAGCAUCAACAGCAAAACCAGUUCCAUGUGGUAAAGAGAGACAGAGUCAAAGCUGAGGCUAAACCUCACAAGGGAAAGAAGACUGGACACAACUCCAGAACUGCACCAGCACCACCUUUGCCAAAAAAGAAGAGCUUCCACCUAGCCAGAAUCAAGGAGGUUCUUCCAAAGGAAGCAGCAUUUCCUAAGGGAAA
Serinus canaria (Common canary) is the source of this 1689-nucleotide messenger RNA. RefSeq names its product HHIP like 2 (gene HHIPL2). Lineage: Eukaryota; Metazoa; Chordata; Aves; Passeriformes; Fringillidae. The record is from RefSeq and is a predicted model, not a curated record.